Messenger RNA from Linum trigynum, 1548 nucleotides. NCBI's taxonomy places the organism in Eukaryota, Viridiplantae, Streptophyta, Magnoliopsida, Malpighiales, Linaceae. The record is from the annotation of a GenBank genome assembly.
AUGGGAAACAACAACAACAAUAAUAUCAGUACUAAGAACCAAACCUCAUCAAAAUACUGGAGAUGUUUGGUCUUUUCCAUCUUCCUGAAUUUUGCCUUCUUUGGGUACAACCUUUACUUCUCCGUCGUCGACGACAGAGGGCUGAGCUGGAGCAGGGGAGCGGCAGAGGAAGCAGAGGCGGUGGCUGCCAUCUCCUGCUCCGGCCACGGCAGGGCUUACUUGGAUGGCGUCAUCUCCGGCGGCGGCGGCUUGCCGGUUUGUGAGUGCAACACUUGCUAUGGCGGCAGCGAUUGUUCUCAGUUUUCCCCUUCUUGCUCUGCCGACGCUGAUGGCGGCAAUCCCCUGUUUCUGGAGCCGUUCUGGAGGAAACGCGCCGCCGCGAGCGCCCUCGUGGUCUCCGGCUGGCACCGGAUGGGCUACUCCUUCCCCGACGGCACCUCCAUAUCGCCGGAGCUCGAGCGCCAUGUCCGCCGGCUCCACGCCGCCGUCGGAAACGCCGUCACCGAGGGCAGGUUCAUCGUCUUCGGGGCCGGAUCCACCCAGCUCCUCAACGCCGCCGUCCACGCCCUCUCCCCCGACGUCCCAUCCACCGCCUCCACCGGCGGCGGCGGCGGCGGGAUCCCCGCCGGCGUGGUGGCCACCGCCCCGUUCUACCCGAUCUACGAGCUGCAGACGGAGUACUUCGCGUCGGUGGAUUUCCAGUACCAGGGGGACACGUCGCUCUGGGUCGCCGGCGGCGGGAACAGUACGUCGGAGGAGAAGAAUGUUCCCGACGGGAAGACGAUCAUUGAAUUUGUGACGUCGCCGAAUAAUCCGGACGGGAAGUUGAACGAGGCGGUUCUUAAGGGCCCGAAUUUCAAGGCGAUUUACGACCGGGCUUACUUCUGGCCGCAUUUCACUCCGAUUCCGGCGGCGGACGACGGGGAGCUCAAGAUCUUCACACUGUCCAAGCUCACCGGCCACGCCGGCUCCCGAUUUGGAUGGGCUAUCGUGAAAGACGAGAAGGUGUACAACAAAAUGUUGAUGUACAUGCAGCUGAACACCAUGGGAGUUUCGCGGGACACCCAGCUCCGAGCUCUCAAGCUUCUGAAAACCGUCAUGGCGGAAGGCGGCGGGCGGACCAUCUUCGAUUUCGGCUACCAGACCAUGAAGGCCAGGUGGGAGAAACUGAGGACCGUCGUUUCGAGGUCGAAACGUUUCUCCCUCCAGGACGUUUCCUCCCACUACUGCGUUUUCUCCGGCCGAGUCAGAGAAUCCUCCCCAGCGUACGGAUGGUUGAAGUGCGAAAGAGAGGAAGAGAGCGAUUGCUAUGGAGUGCUUAAGGCCGCCGGAAUCAUUGGCCGGGGAGGAUCCGUGUUCUAUGCCACAGAUCGAAACGUGAGGCUUAGCCUGAUCAAAACUCGGGACGAUUUCGAUUUGCUCGUCGACAAGCUUCAGAAGUUGAUCUCUGCAGAACAAGAAGAAGAAGAAGAAGGAGGUGAUGGCAAUGGCAUUGAACAGCACGUUGCCAAUGUGACUGAAUACCAGUCACUUCGAAGAAGAAUGUGA